GAGCUGAAGAUGGCUUUUAGGGUGCAAUCAUUUGAAUACUGAAGGAUUUUAGCGUCCGGGAGCUCGCUGGGUUUUCUCAUGAUGACACAGGAAACACAAUUCUCAUUUAAGAGGAGCCCAGCAUUGUUGUGGUGAUCCAGCAAGUCAUCGUUGCCUUCAUAAAUUUUGCUAUGUGUGGAUUUUUUCAUUACCCUUUGUUAGCUAUCGCUCUCACACUCCCUCUCUGGCUCACUCCCAGCUCCUCUUGCCUACAACAGCGUAGUGACAAGAUCUGCAGAAUUCCACUGAUUGGAGAGAAAGCCAAAGGGAACAAUGAGAUCAAAGUUCACUGACAGGCUGCAACAACAAGCUGCGCUGUAGAAAGUCAGUGGGACAAAAUAACCAGCCGCGUUCUGGCGCCGGAAGAACGGCGCGUCCGGGAACUUUUUUGGGCUCCGGUCGACUCGUACCUCUGCGGUUGUGUGCGGGAGGCUUGGUUGCGAGACGAGACCAAUCAUUUGUCUUGAUACCCUGCACUGAGAGCGGGCAAACUGAGGGGGACGGAACGAACAAACCCCUCUAUCAAGACCUGAUCUAUUUCCCCAAACAAUUUUGUGUAUUCAUGAGGUUACGCAAAUGUGGAGGCAGCAAAAUUACCGUAAUCAAUUGAAACAGCGAGUGCGCAUCCAUGGCUCUGAUUAUUUGGAGAUCAUCUAUCAGCCUGAUGGCUGUGUAACGAGGAAAGGGGGGCAUUGAAUUACUAUUGAGAUUUACUGAGAAGUCCAUGAUCAUUGGGCAAGGGAGUUUGGUCAGUGAUAAUAGGACUCCUUGGUCUGGCGGCGGCGGAAGUAUUUCUCCAAACAUUAGAUAGCUGACUCUGCACUGCUGAAAGGUGCUGUUUUGAAACUAAAACCCAGAGUGUCCGGACAGGCUGGUGAGCUGCAUUCUCCAUAAUCUCCUUUUUCCACCUGACAAAGGAAAACCAGAGGACGAGCGGCGGCUCUAAGAGGAUAAACUGAGCAUGGAGGUCAGAUACAACCAAGAGACUGAAGGGAUGGUGCUGAAGAAUGGACUAAAGGAGGGGAAAGAUGGCAAGGACUCCCAGGGCAGCCUGACCAAAAGCUUCCUCAAGGACCAGCAGGACUCCUUUCCCCCCUCCGGGACCGUGGACACUUGUGACAAGAGCAGGGGGAGCACAGCAGACCCGGACUACUGUCGGAGAAUACUUGUUCGAGAUGCUAAAGGCUCCAUAAGAGAAAUCAUCCUGCCCAAAGGUUUGGACCUGGACCGGCCGAAGCGUACGCGCACCUCCUUCACUGCAGAGCAGCUCUACCGUUUGGAGAUGGAGUUUCAGAGGUGUCAGUACGUGGUUGGAAGGGAGCGCACAGAACUGGCCCGUCAGCUCAACCUCUCUGAAACUCAGGUGAAAGUCUGGUUCCAGAACCGCCGCACUAAGCAGAAGAAGGACCAGGGGAAGGACUCUGAGCUGCGUUCGGUGGUUUCAGAAACAGCAGCCACCUGCAGCGUCCUCAGACUGCUGGAGCAGGGCCGGCUGCUGACGCCUCCCGGCCUGCCGGGCCUCCUGCCUCAUUGCGGCGGCGGCACUCUGGGCGCUGCCCUGCGGCCGCCCUCCAUGGCCAUGGCCAGCAACGGCAGCAGUAGCAGCAGCAGUAGCGGAGGAAGCACCGGCACGGCAGGCGGCAGCCCCCCGCUGCCCGCCGUCACCAGCUCAGGGACAGUGGCGAGCUUGCAAAGCUCACCGGCAGCUCACAGCCUUUUCAGCUUCCCCAUGCCCUCCUUACUCAGUGGCGUCGCCACCCGCAUUUCCUCCAACCCCCUCUCCAUGGCGGGCUCCCUGGCUGGAAACCUGCAGGAACUUUCUGCACGCUACCUGAGCUCCUCUGCCUUUGAGCCUUACUCGCGGACCAAUGGCAAAGAGUCCAUGGACAAGAAAAUCCUGGAAUAAUGUUUUUACAUAGACGGAGUCCUGCUUCCUCAGGACACACGGUUCUUUUCUUGGCUGUUAUUGUCAUUUUCUGGUUUCGAGCUGUCUCUUCAUCUGUCUGUGUCAUGUUUCGUAGCAGUUCAUGUAUUCCAGUUGCGCAUCGGGCGCCUUGUACAAGGAAGCAAACAUAAGCUCGUGUUAACAAAGAAAAGGUGGCAGUGGGGAGAUUUUGCACAAGAAGUUCAUAAAGGACUUUAUAAAAGAGAAUUAGAGAGAUAUACACUGACAGAUGUCUUUCUGUUAAUAAACAAAUAUUUAGUCCAAAAACCAACUAUAUACGAAAGUCUGCAGCAGGGCGCUGACGACUGGUGACGAGGACUGUAAAGUUAUGGUGACGUUGUUGAACUGUGUUCUUUGAUUGUGAGGUAGGUGCGUGUCAGAGCAGUGCGUAGAUAUAGACAAACAACAUGAGACGACAGAGCAGCAGUUUGUGUCAUCCGAUAAUUCAGCGCUUUUAAAUUUACCUUAGCAAGGCCGGUUUCCUGAAAUCGGAUUAAAGAAGAGGUCGAGUCAAACCUCAGAUCACAGCUUCAUAUGCAGAUGUUUCAUAAGAGCAUCUUUUGUAAAUCUGUGUUAUCUUUGAACCAAACCAAAACAGAACAAUGUCGACACACACACAGAUAAAUGUGUGUGUGUGAUUCCACUUCGAGUUCUCCAGGUUUUGCUGAACACUUUCUAUCGCGUGCUGGAGCUCAGCACAGGUACGAGCUGCUGAAAGGGAGAAAAGGCUUUUCAGCUGAAACUGUUUGCUUUGUUGAGCGCUACAAGGUAACAGCUUUUUCAAUCAUUAAGACCUUUCCUGUGCAAAAUUUCUUAAAUCCACAGCCUUCAGAAAAGAUUAAGGCCGACGAUUCUUGUGGAGACUGAAUGAAAUUAUUGUAGUACUCAAGUACUGGAAAUGCAAAAUGUACCUUAAAGUUGUUAUUUUAUUGUAAAUUAUUUACUUCUGUAAUUAAUAGAUUAUUAGUAUAUCUGGAAAAUAAUGAAUGAAUGAAUGUAUUAGCAGGGUUGAGGAUUCAAUCAAAAGCUCUUUGGUGCUGUUGUUGUGAAAUAUCUUGAAAUUUGUGAAACGUGUGGUUCAAAUGUUGAUAUAUAUUAUGUAUACGGCUGCAGACAAAGACAAGUGUGUUUUUUUUCUUCCAUACAUGUUGCUAUAAAUUAAGUUAUGAUAAAUCUCAUGACUGUC
Messenger RNA from Neolamprologus brichardi, 3170 nucleotides. RefSeq names its product ventral anterior homeobox 1 (gene vax1). Gene Ontology annotation, cellular component: nucleus. Gene Ontology annotation, biological process: central nervous system development; neuron differentiation; brain development. Gene Ontology annotation, molecular function: RNA polymerase II cis-regulatory region sequence-specific DNA binding; DNA-binding transcription factor activity, RNA polymerase II-specific. The record is from RefSeq and is a predicted model, not a curated record. Lineage: Eukaryota; Metazoa; Chordata; Actinopteri; Cichliformes; Cichlidae.